ACUCACUCUAAUUCUCUUUCCGUUGCUCGUUUCGCUGUCGCUGCUGCUACUGCUGCUGCUGCUGUUGUUGUUCUGCCACUCUUUUCAGAACAACACAACCCGUCAUUCGUUUAAAUCUCGUUCCGUCGCUCUCAGUCCACUCUUUCCACUCAUCCCCCGAGGAAGAGUCACUCAUUUACCCCCCACCCCCACACAAUGAACCACCAAUUCUUCGCCACCAUCGUAGCUCUCUGCGUGUAUGCGCACUGGGCCCUCGCUGCCCUAACCGCCAGCCAAAUCGCCAAUUCGCUGAACGAACUCGCGCAGGAAGGAUUCGCAGCCAAGGAUCUGGUCUUGGAAAUUAAUUCCACCGCGGACGCUUCGCCCAUUCGGGAUGUCUACGCCGAAAUGGACACCAUCGUCAUUGAGGUCCUCCAGAAUGUCAACUUCAUGACCAAUACCCCCGUCAUCACCGAUCAGGCUGAGCAGCAGUCCGUUUACGAGGGUUACUCCAACUUCGUCCAAUCCCUCCUCGAACUCAUGGAUGCCUUCUCGUCCACCGCCGCCCGCUUGAAAUCCCUCGACGCGACUACAAAGACUGAAGUCCCGGGGGAGGUUCGCACGCUGGAAAGUGCGGUUGACGCUUACUUCUACAACAUCAUUGGCCUCUUCCCCGCAAACAGCUCGUACAACACCCAGGCCAACAACCAGAAGGCGCAGGUGGAUACCCAUUGCUUCCAGGCGAUCUGGGCGUUUGAUUCUAGUGCGGCAGCUCAGAGCUCUAUUGUUUUGCGCAGGGAAGGUGCGCUUGGUUUGCGCCGUGGGGUCCGCCGGUCUGUCUGAGCUGAGUCUGAAUUGCUUGGGGACAGCGUAUAGCGGGUCGGAGGUUGUGGGGCAGGGUUGUAGGGCCCAUGCUUCACUUUGAGUCCGAUGAUCUUGGUUGGACCUUCACUGUAUAGUCCUUUUUUGCUUCAUUAUAUUUGGA
Aspergillus saccharolyticus JOP 1030-1 is the source of this 964-nucleotide messenger RNA. RefSeq lists its product as uncharacterized. Lineage: Eukaryota; Fungi; Ascomycota; Eurotiomycetes; Eurotiales; Aspergillaceae. The record is from RefSeq and is a predicted model, not a curated record. Bases 196 to 822 code for a protein of 208 amino acids. The transcript has 4 exons.